Molecule: messenger RNA, 1299 nt
Organism: Priceomyces carsonii
Lineage: Eukaryota; Fungi; Ascomycota; Pichiomycetes; Serinales; Debaryomycetaceae
Product: M20 family metallo-hydrolase
Exons: 1
Coding region: 1-1299 (432 amino acids)
Molecular function (GO): hydrolase activity, acting on carbon-nitrogen (but not peptide) bonds, in linear amidines
Source: RefSeq, a predicted model, not a curated record
AUGUCUUUUCCAAGAAUUUCAAUUGAAAAUUUGUGGGAAAACUUAACGGAAAGGACUAAUAAAUGGGGUCAGAUAAGGGAAAAUGAACAUGGAAUCAAAAGACUUGCCUUAUCUUAUGAAGAUCAAAUGGUAAGAGAUUGGUUUGUGAAUGAGUGCAUCACGUUGGGUUGUGAAGUAAUUAUUGAUCAAAUUGGUAAUAUUUUUGCUAUUUACAGAGAUGUGGAAGCUCCAUCUUUGGCACCGAUUGGUGUUGGAAGUCACCUCGAUACUCAACCAACCGGUGGAAGGUUCGAUGGGAUAUUGGGUGUCUUGGCUUCACUUGAAAUUUUAAGGACAAUUAAAUUUUCUGGUUAUAAACCUUACCACCCAAUUGCUGCUAUUGAUUGGACAAAUGAAGAAGGUGCAAGAUUCCCUAGGAUGUGCAUGGGAUCGGGUGUAUGGAGUAAUCAAAUUUUGCUUGAAGAAGCCUUAUCUACAAGAGAUAAAGAACAAAUCUCUGCUGAAGAGGCACUUCAAAGAAUUGGUUAUGAAGGCGAUGUUCCUGCUGACUACAGAGUGAACAAACUUGCUGCUCACUUCGAACUACACAUAGAACAGGGACCAAAGCUUGAAGAUAAGUUAACUCUGGUAGGGGCAUGUGAUGAUGCUGCAAUAGGUGUUGUUGAAGGCGUGCAGGCAAUGCGGUGGUAUGAGAUUUGUAUAAAAGGCAAGGAAGGACACGCAGGAACCCUCAGUAUGGACAAGAGAGCAGAUGCUUUAGUUGCAGCAUCUAAACUUGUUUUGCUCAUAGAUCAUGAAUCUAAAGCUAUUGGUGCAGUAGCCACAGUAGGGAGGCUAGUUCCUAAAACGAGAGCCCCUAAUACAAUUGUCGGUGAAGUCAAUCUAGUUUUUGAUUGCCGAGCUAAGGUAGAGGCGCAGUUAGAUUACAUUGCAAGAAAAGUCCGAGAACAAAUCAAUGUUUUCGAAGUCAUGGGCUAUAAUAUAACACUCCAAAAAAUAUGGGGUCAUAAUUCAGUUUCAUUUAAUGAGGAAUGUAUAAGAAUAGUGGAGGAAGUCUGUGCGGACAAAAUAGAUUUGCCAACACUGAAAAUGUACAGCGCAGCUGGUCACGAUAGUGCAAUGACAGCAAAUGUUGCCCCUACAUCUAUGAUUUUUGUCCCUUCAAGAGGAGGUGUGUCUCAUAAUCCUGAGGAAUUCACUUCCAGAUGCCAAUGCGAGACAGGGGCUCAAAUUUUACUCGAAACUGUACUUCGUUUCGACCAGAACCUAAAAAUGCGCUAUAAACAAGGUCGAGUAUAG